Molecule: messenger RNA, 6121 nt
Organism: Odontomachus brunneus
Lineage: Eukaryota; Metazoa; Arthropoda; Insecta; Hymenoptera; Formicidae
Gene: gogo
Exons: 17
Coding region: 2136-6053 (1305 amino acids)
Cellular component (GO): cell periphery
Source: RefSeq, a predicted model, not a curated record
CGCAAACUUGACGUUUGCGUCGACGUUUUAAUAUUUCAUGUGAGCCCUAUUAAUAUAGAUAUAUUUGUACAAUCACGUUCGGAGCGUAUCUUGCAGGUGACAUUAAUUCCUGAAUGCGCGAAUGAACAAGUACGAUGUGGCAUCGCGCAAUUAGGUUUCGCAGACGCCGAUGGCCGUGCGUGCAGCGGCGGAGAAGUGCUGCAAGUAUCGAUUAUUCAAGCUGUACUAUCGUCGCCGCUGAGGCGCAAGAAGAAGCGAAGAGAAAAUGCCGUCGCGCGAGCGAAUGGACAAUAAAUAUCGAAAAGGAAAGAAAGAAAAGAAAGAAUCCCCAACGCGUGUGUGGAAGCGAAGAAAAAUGGAUCUGUGGACGAAACGAGGGCUCAGCUCCCGUUAAUUGGCUGAGUACGCCUUCAGAGCAACCCUCCGUUCUCUUUGGAUAUGCAGCACCGCGAAGGGCUGUGCGGAGAAGUGGCGAGCACCCCGGGAAGUUAAGCACUCAGAGCCCCGCUUGUUUGAGGACGCAUUACUCGCGAUAAUUAUCGCCUGGUUCUGCUUUAUCUGACAAUCUGUCGGAGGAUCGAAAAAACACGGAGCAUUGGAUGAGAUAUUUCUUCUUAUGAUUUAGAGAGAAAGAGAGAGAAAAAAGAGAUAGACAUUCGAAGUCUGGCUGUUGAGGGACAGAAGGCCAGAUAUCCCGUACGAAUAUCCUACGUAAACACAUAAUCCUCUCUCCCUAUUGCUUCCGAAGCGCGAAAUCACAUCGGCUGUUCUCGUGCGAAGUUACUGGCAUCUUCCUCCCUUCGGAAGCGCUAUUACUGGCACCCCCGACCUCACUCCUCCAUCGUCUCUCCAUCGCCGUUCCUUCGGAGGUCCCACGAGGCGAGAUCGAAUCACCCUCGCCGGCAAAUUGUCCCCGUCUUCCUGGCACCGAAAACACGCAACGGCGCCGUAUAGAUCGGGCAUUCAUUCAUAGAAGCCAACCUUCUGUCAUAAUGCCCGCCCCCAAAGCGCACCCCGAUAGACGAUCGGGGUGCGGGCGGCAGUACGACCCCGACAGGGUGAGAGGGGUGGCCGGCAACCCCGGCUUUAGUCGCGAUGUGCGCGUCGUCCCGACGCAGUUGCUGUCCGUUUCGCGUUUCCUCGCCGGCAAGCAAGAUCUCGCAAAGCGUAGCGUGUCACGAGACGAGAUCUUGUGAUUUUUUCGGAAACUUUGAAACAACUUGAAAGCAAAUAGCGCGAGUGAUAUCCGAGCGAUACGUCGCUUGAGAAGUUACAAAGGCAGACGAAUCGUUGGAUUUCAUUUGCGAACUCGAUGACCUAAUCACUGCAGUGUCAUCAAUAUAUUAUCAGCGUCGCGAAGUCGUUGACAGUCCUCGAUGAACUCGGCCAAGGAAGACGAGUGCUCGCUUUCCUCCACGUUAAUCCGAGACAUCACACUGUUAUGAACUUGUUUGCGAAGAUUGAGUGCAGAGUUACAAAGACAUUGUUGAGUGAAGUUAAGAACUGAAAAAAAGAGAAAACUCUCAUUACUUAUUUACAAAGAACAGAGAGAAGAAAAGAGGAAGAACAAAUAAGAGUAAAAACAAUUCAGUUUAGUCAGCUUCCCGGGCUGCAGCUUGCUAUAAGCGUCGUCGACGUCCCUUCUGCGACGGCGGGAGGAUAAUUUCGGCGUCCGUGGAGGGUUGACGGGGGGGCAACCCUCGGCGCGGGGAUGUGCGCGAGGGUGUUUGUACGGUGUGGAUAGGCGAGCCGGCAAUUUCGCGUGCGGCCGGGCUGCUCUCGAUAUCGAUUCCAGAAGGUCGCCCCCGAAGUAGUCGCGCACCCUAGUCGUUCUUCCGACGUCUCGCGGUCGGCAAAACGACUGAUUGUUGACAUCGCCGUCGUCGCCGCCGUCGUAGCCAGCGCGGCUGAUGCGCGUAAGAUCGAUGAGAAACGAGAUCGAUCAGCUUAGAGAAGUGUGCUCAACGGUUCUUCCUUCUGCGACUGAUCUGCGAGGACUAGUCGUGCCAGGGAAGAUGCGGAUCGUGUCGGGAUAGAGCCACCACGUAAGCGAGCAUCAUAGGGACGCGGAAUUCCUGUCCGGGGCACCGAAAUAUCUCGGUUUGGCCCUGGCAGUCAUCGAUGAAGAGCUGGACAUGAGUUGGACAUCCGCACGGUCAUCAUUGGGAUUAUUAAUUAUCCUCCUCCUGAAAUGUGGUAUCGCGAGAUCGAUGAUAGACGCAAAGGAGCCGAUACUGUUGAAGGUAGUCGCUCCCCCGUCUCAUACGGCUUUAUCCGGCGACGUGGCCGUUUUGAUCCUGGAUUCGGCCGAAACGGAAUUCUCCACGGUAGCCACGAGCAUCGCUGUCACCGUCCCAGACGACACAAGAAAAGAUGAGAAGAAGAAAAUCGAUCCAAAGGAGGGGAAAGUCGCCGUGGCACACGAACCGCUCGUGCUCAGAGCACUGUACGUCGACGGUCUCACGUCGGAAUUGAUCGGUGAUUUCCCCCUGGAUAACCUGCCGCAUAGGGGUGAGAAUAUUUCUGUGAUAAUACCCUGUGGUGUCUUCUCGCGUGGCGGAGUUUAUAUCCUACGACUGCAGUACAAGAAGUUCUCAACGGUGGCUGCCAGACACACUGCCAUUGCUGGGCUGCCUGAAAUUGAGAUGAGCAGUGCCUUAGACGUAAAGUGGCCAACCCCUUCUCUGCUUCUGGAAUCCCAACACUUCGGUACAUAUCCUAGUCAGCCGAUAGUUGCAACCAUAAAGUACAAUGGAAUUUCUUGUGUACCUGCCAACGGCGUUCCAGUAGCGGCUUAUAUUUUGCAACUCAUUUACUGCGGCACCACCGCGGCCGCAUGCGAUCCACAGAACAACAGUCGCACGCAAGUGCUCUACUACGAGGAGGUGAACGGCUUCGCUUCGCCCAAGGUCAUCAAGCUGAAGUGCGAAUUUUUCGGACUGGCCGGCAAUUACGCGCUCAGAUUGAAGGCGUCGGACGUCAAUCCCUCUGCGCCAACCACGAGCGCGUAUAUCAAGGUAGAAUGGUCCGACGAGUUCAGCUUCAACGUACACGCAAGAUCGAUCUAUCCCUGCGAGGGAUCAACGGGCAUAUCUGUGCUUUUCCAGUAUCCCGCGUGUCGUCUUCAGGGCGAUCGCGUGCGCGUCUACGGUCGUCUACGGGCAGACGUGAGCUCUCUCGCGCCACCGUCCGCGUUGCAUUACGUGGCGGAGCUGAAGGCGGCGCCGGGCAAGCACUCGUUGAACUUCGACUGCGAUAUCUUCACCGAGAAGUUCAUCGAGUACUGCUUCGUUUAUGUGAGCCAGGCGAUCACCGGCGCGAUGGCGGAAGUGAAGCUCGCGUGCAUACCCACCUUCCCGCUUCUAGAGAACGACGCGGCCGGUUGGGGUCCUUGGAGCGCGUGGAGUCCUUGCAGCAGCUCUUGCGUGGGUGGAACACGCAAUCGAUAUCGAUUCUGCGACACGCCACCUCCGAAGUACGGGGCGAAAUUUUGCCAGGGAAAGGCGGUCGAGACGGAAUCGUGCGGCGGCACCGGCAGGAUCGAUUUUCGAGAGGCGUGGAACACCGAGGGAUGGGAGUGCCGGCACGGAAUGACAUUAGCGGCUGCGAGACCGGAAGUCACGGCGCAAAUUGGCGUUCAGUGCCGGUGCGGUUGUAUCGUCAAUUUUCAGGAGAAAACUUUCAACAGGAUCCUGGCGGCGAACACUCAAGCCUGCCCCGGCCGUUCUUUCUGGCUACUGCAGACAAAACCCGAUUACGUGAUCCGACUGCACCUGGAUCAAACGCAAUUCCCAUGUCCAGGACAAUACUUCCGCGCUCGCGACGGCGAUUCAUUGAGUGCCGACCUCUUGACGGACAUCGCGUUCGACAAGAGUGCACCCGCGACGGGAACGAUAUUCUCCUCGGGUCAGAACUUGCUGCUCGAGUUCUUCAGCGACGAAUUGACUGCCUCGGGGGACUCCUGCGUAGGUGGUUUUCUAGGUCACGCAAGCAUGUUUCAUAAGCUGUAUGAGAAGAACAAAACGUCGAUGUUGCUACCGUCGAAGACGAGUACCGCCCCCGCUGUUGAGCAAUGGUUCUUCUGGGGUCCCGCGCAUCUGGCGACAGCGUCCAUUUUGAUACUCAUAUUCUUUAUAUCUAUUUUUCUAGCAUUGCAAUUUGCGCUGAAGUACAGGAAGUACCACAUCGCGGAGGAUUUGGAUACUCUGAGUGAACAUUCCGGCUGUAGCGACACGAUGCACACGAUGGUGGGACGAGCGAAAUCGAUGUCUUCUACGACGCUAAUCUCGGAGGUCGCAUCUCUGGUGGGACUGCCGAGGAAGUGUACACCGAGACUGUCGAAACGCAAACUGGCUCCCUGCGCGGUGGAGGACGGCUAUGAUAGCUCGGAGACUUUGGCGGAGUACGAGGACGAAACUAGCCUGAGCUCGACUACCUUGAAGUUCAAAGACAACGAGGAGAGCUGUACCGAGAGAAGCGUGAUACCGAAUAAACUGCACGCCGCUGAAAUGCCGCCGACAAUGUCGGCUAUGAUGGCAGUUGGUCAGCCGGAAGUGAAAUAUGCCCAGCCAGUCAAAUUACGCACUCUGGGCUCCGACAGUCCGGCGACGAGCAACCUGACAAUAGACGACACAAGAUGCCAAAGUAUAGCGAGCAUCAACGACAGCCCGCACAUCGCAAAACUCCAUCGUUAUCCGUUGCAGUCUAAGGAUUCGUCGACAAGCAGUCCGCUGUCAAGAAUCUCUACUUUACGCAGCGGUAAGGAAACGAAGGAUCGUCGUAAUCGCGAACGACUGCUCCGGGCAGGCCCGGGUUCAGAGUUCAGCUUGACAAAUCCGGAGACCGACAUGGAGUUGGACUAUUACGAUUACAACGUUGCGAAUGCCGGCGCCGCGCCGGGUUCGUACUUAGGUAUGGAUCCCGCUUUUCUCCUAUGGAUUCCUCCGUUGAUCUCCGAGGAUUCUGAAGAUCCGUCUGCGGAUCGACCGGAUUGUUUUCAAGGCACAACGAGCUCAGCGUUGUUCUGUCUACCGGAGAGCACUGAGGGCGCGAGCCUGACGCCGGCCGAGUAUCGGCGUAUGCGGCAUCUCAGUGCCGAGGAGGCCAGAUCGAACCUCGAGCAGAAACGCCAGGACUCAACGUCCUCGUCGUCGUCCAAGAACGACUCGUCGUCGGGCGGUAGCGCUGUUUCCGAGGACAGCAUCGCGGAAAGCAGAGCCAGACUGAACGAGCGCUUGCUGCCGAUCCACCGGAUCCUGGAGGACUCCAGGACCCGUGUGAGCGAGGAGUCCCUGUGCAGUCAGCUCGCGAUCGAUAGAACGCAAUGCGUCAUUCCCAAUCGACUUUACGGCGGCAAAUCCGAUCUCUGCCAGGAGCAGGAAGCUGCGAAAACUAGCAGUCGACAAGGUAGCCUUGUAAAUAUUAACGACGGCAUCGCGGCGAGAUCGGAGGACAAGUUGGAGAGAUCGAGGCAGGCCACGAAGGGACAACCGGAUGAUACCGGUACUCGUGCCACUUCGAGAUCACAUAUGAAUCAAAAGACCAAGGAUAUCUUGCAGGAAGAUAAGAAACACUACCUCAAGGACGAGAGCAUAUCCAAAUUCCCCGGUAAGACGACAAGCUCGAAUCCACAGAGUUACACGGACGGUAACGCGACGGAAAGGCUCGACAAGGAUCUGCGAGCUGCCAAGGACGAUCCCCGGUCGGACGUUCUGCUGUCGAACCUGAACACGACGCCCGGCAAGUAUCGAGACUUCACGCAGUUCACGCAGCCACGUGAGUCAAAUAAGCAGCUGUCGGACUGUACUAACAUACCGAUGAUCGAAUUCUCGGGGCCGCGACUAGGCUCACCGCCGACGACGCAGAAACUCACGACCGACAACCUGAACAUUAGCCUGUCCAAGAAGGAGAUCCAGAGUCCGGAUUACGGGGUUGAGAGCGACAUGAAGACGGAGUCGCGCGAGACCUUCUACGAUCUGAUUCGUGAGAACGAAGACGGGAUUAAAUUCGCGGACGAUGACGACGAGUAUAUCGAUAACAGAGCGAAUCUGUGAAACUUGUUGUAAUUACUGCAUAUGGGAGCGCAAUAAAGAUCACUGCUAUUUUAUGGCUGAAAAUCUUA